AUGAUUGCGCCGAACAAAGUAGGUGAUGCCAUCUUGGCCUCUACAUCUAUUCCGCAGAGAAGAAAACCACCCAAACUACGUCGUAAACGACCUCUACAACAUGGUCUUGACGAAGAAGUAGAGAAGAAACCAAAUGUUGAUACGCUAAGCGCUAAAAACCAAGCUUUGAUUUCCAGGACAUCUGAUGAUGCAUCGAGCUUUGAGGAUGCGUUGGAAGGGGAGUCCCCGACCUUUGAGGCUCAAGUCCAACCAGUCCCUCAACGACAACGUCAGACUCUUCGGAAUAGGCCAUUGUGUAACGAGGAGGAGGAACGCGACGUGGCCGAGGAUGAAGAUGUUUUCCUCAGUGCUGAACGUCAGAGACUGAGGCGAGAUCGACGCGGCGAUCAAAGGCUCAUUCAGUUAAACUCUAUUGAGGAUGUUGGCAGAACAGCUGGACAGUCCGGCAAAUUGGUGCGCAAUAUAACUGAAACCGCGGUGGGAACGAUUACAGAUACAAGUGGACGAGUUCACAGGAAGCCAUCAGAGAAAGAUGAACCGCUAAAGAAGGAGGAAGGUGAACAGUUGAGGUUGCACUUAGAGUUGAACCUGGACCUGGAGGUUCAGCUGAAAGCGAAGAUCUCUGGAGAUCUGACGCUCACAUUAUUAAAAUCCUUGACUGCCAGUCAGCCGAUGCGUAGCCAUGAGCGAAAAGGUGAGGGGAAACAGGAAAAACUUAAAAAGGUCAUCAAAGCGCAGUAG
This is a messenger RNA of Aspergillus viridinutans, 741 nucleotides long. RefSeq lists its product as uncharacterized. NCBI's taxonomy places the organism in Eukaryota, Fungi, Ascomycota, Eurotiomycetes, Eurotiales, Aspergillaceae. The record is from RefSeq and is a predicted model, not a curated record. The coding region runs from base 1 to 741 and encodes 246 amino acids. The transcript is spliced from 2 exons.